Prunus armeniaca (apricot) is the source of this 291-nucleotide messenger RNA. The record is from the annotation of a GenBank genome assembly. Lineage: Eukaryota; Viridiplantae; Streptophyta; Magnoliopsida; Rosales; Rosaceae.
AUGGCGGUGGUGGUGAUGGGGAUGGUGGUUUGUGGGGGAGGUAUUGGUGGAGGAGGUGGGGGUGGUAGUGGUGGGAGUGAGGUGGUGGUGAAGGUGGUGGCGGUGGAGGUGGCAGUGGCGGUGAUGGUGAUGAUGCUGACAGUGGCUGUGGUGGUGGUGACGGUGGGGCUGAUAGUGAGUGGAGGUGGGGUAAGGGUGGUGGCGGUGGUGGUGGAGGGUGGUGGCGGUGGUGACGGUGGUGAUGGUGGGGCCAGUAGUGGGGACAGCGGUGGGUGGUGGUGGAGGUGGUGA